CGGCAUGCUAAUAUGGAUAUUGGCCUUCAGAUAUCCGACCGAACAUGUGUUGAUGAAAGAUAACGAGGCUAUAAAUCUAUCAACGAAAGGAUGGCAAAUGAAUUAUUCCAUGAGCCCGGAAUCUUGCCAAUUCAGAUGAAGUCAUUAGAACUUAAGAAGCGUUGUGAGAUUUGUUUCACAUUCGGAAUGCCGACAAACGAGGACUACUCAAGCAAGGUCAAAAUUUCGGACCUAGUACACAGUUCCUCGUCUGGAUGUCCUACUUGCAGAUUGAUUUAUAACGCCUGGUUAUCUUCACGGAAACUUGCCUCUCUACUAGGCGAUGAAAAGGAUAUCCAUGAGCAGGAAAUAUGCUUCUUUGGAUGGGGAUUUACGGCAGAGGCGAAAUGGGAAGGGAAUUGUACUUUUACCAGGUUCUUUAUCACCCCCGAAUGUCGUCAUCCGGCCUUAACUUAUCUUCCCACGAGCCGUGGCUACAGAACGAUAGCAGAUAUGUCCCAAGUGCAGAUCUUGAAAGGUUGGCUGAAUGACUGUCUCAGUCACCCUGGAUGUGCGGAGAAAUGGAAACCAACAUUGUUACCAACUCGUGUUAUUGAUGUGGGAUCCGAGAAUAAGGAGCCGAGACUCUAUCUCUCGCGGACUGAAGAGACUGGACGAUACGUUGCACUCAGCUAUUGCUGGGGUGGCAAGUAUUUUAUUCGCACCACGAAGUCGACGAUUUCUAUGAGAAUGCAAAAUAUUCCGCUGUCAGAUUUCCCCAGAACUUUGAAAGAGGCAAUCAUUGUGGUCAGGCUUCUGGGAUAUCAAUACCUUUGGAUUGACUCUCUUUGUAUCAUCCAGGAUGAUGCUUCUGAUUGGGAAGUUGAAUCGGGAAGGAUGGCCGAUAUAUAUAGAGAUGCCGUUUUGACGUUCGCUGCGUCCGAAGUUGUAGAUUGUGAUGGGGCUCUACUAUUUCCAGACCCAAAAGGAGAUUCAAAGAGGGGCGGGUGGGUAAUAGAUUACCAGCCAGUCACUGUCGCGGCAUUGAUAGUCGAUGAAGAGGGGAGAGAAACGAAGAUGCAUACCCAAACAGAGAUGCACGGAUGUCCGCCGAUGAUCCGAACUCCUCCAUCCGGGUUCCAGCACCGCAAUCCUUGUGCAUCGGAUCAGUUGCAUUGGAUAACUGGGACCUGGCCACUCCAGAGGCGAGGAUGGACACAUCAGGAACAACUCCUGUCGACUCGCAUAGCACAUUUCACAAAGGCCGAGAUUGUUUGGGAAUGUGGUUCAGCUAUCCGCUGUGAGUGUUUAAGACUCGAUGACGAGGCAGGAGCUACUUCCGAUCGCUGGGAUCUUACCAAAUCGCUCCAGAAUGAAAUCCUAGUCGAAAGAUUUGAUGGUUGGCGUAGGAUGCUCGGGAGCUAUUUACUGCGGCGACUGACUUAUCCUACUGACCGUUUGCCAGCGCUAUCUGGAUUAGCUAAGAGAAUGCAGUCGACUGGUGGAGGACAGUACUUGGCAGGACUCUGGCGAGAUGAUAUAUUUCAUGAACUCCUCUGGCACGGAACCCCCCCUAUGGCCUUUCGAACUGACUCAAAAUACCGAGGUCCAUCCUGGUCUUGGGCAUCGUCUGACGAGAUCAUUAGUCAUGACAACUUACGGCCCUAUAUUACAGGUUCUGAUGGAGUUUUGGUGACGGUGGCUUCUGAAUUUGUGGAUGCCAGGUGUGAGCCGGAAGGCAAAGAUUUAACAGGGAGGGUGAGAAGUGGAUACAUUAUUCUGCACGGUCCAGUUUUCACCAUUCAGACUGGUCAAUUGAAACAGGUAGCUUCUACAACCUGGGAGUUUUAUCUUCAAGAAACUGCGUCUUCCUUGGGAUACGUCAGUCCAGCCUCUUCAGUCAGUCUCGGAGUGGCACUUCCAUACGAAGGAUUGCCUGGGGAUACAAUAUUUCACCUGCUGCUAAUUGGAGAGACCCUACAGCAUGGGAGGGGACUUGUUUUGCAAUUUAAGGGAAAAGAUAUCUUUGAAAGAAUUGGGACUUUUACAACUUGGGGUUUGAGGGUCUUAGAAGUAAUACGGGGUGCUCAGAAAAGGACAGUGAAGAUUAUUUAAUAUAUACUUUCAUUUUUAUUUUAGCUAAGCUUAGAAGAUAUAUAUACCCUUUCUCAUUAGCGCAAAAAGUACGUAGUAUAUUUAUAUAAGUUAU
Messenger RNA from Hyaloscypha bicolor E, 2188 nucleotides. RefSeq names its product HET-domain-containing protein. The record is from RefSeq and is a predicted model, not a curated record. NCBI's taxonomy places the organism in Eukaryota, Fungi, Ascomycota, Leotiomycetes, Helotiales, Hyaloscyphaceae. The coding region runs from base 91 to 2094 and encodes 667 amino acids. The transcript has 3 exons.